Molecule: messenger RNA, 2026 nt
Organism: Dreissena polymorpha
Lineage: Eukaryota; Metazoa; Mollusca; Bivalvia; Myida; Dreissenidae
Product: 2-phosphoxylose phosphatase 1-like
Exons: 4
Coding region: 253-1809 (518 amino acids)
Biological process (GO): dephosphorylation; chondroitin sulfate proteoglycan biosynthetic process; glycosaminoglycan biosynthetic process
Cellular component (GO): Golgi apparatus
Molecular function (GO): phosphatase activity
Source: RefSeq, a predicted model, not a curated record
UACUUUGACACGGUAGGUAAAGGGGGCGUAAUCACGUCGUUAUGAAUGAUAUCAACAUCAAACAUUUUCAGUAAAACAAUCGAAUUAUCGAGCCAUAAACUACACGAUAAUUACCAGCUAACAGCUGUGUAAAACACGUCAGGCUUCCCGAGUAUUUGUGUACACGUUGUUAGAGGAAGUAAAACAGAUUCUCCACUGAUGGACACCGCUUUCGAUUAAUUAGCCAUCAACAUUACAGAUUCCCGCUAUGAAAUGCGGAGAAGAAAAAAGCUGGGAUUGAAGUUGCUGUUAUUGGUGAGCUUAUUUGCAGUUACGUCAAUAUUCGUCCUGAAGAUAUGGAGAGAAGGAACGACAACCUCAUCGAAUCUCCCUCGAAGUCUUUUGACAAAAUUACCGCCCCAGAAUUUCAGCCUCUCCGACACAACUUUGCUGACACGAAAACUUGAUCAAAUGACCAAACAACGCGCCAUCGCCUAUAACUAUGCAGUGGAAACCCGAAUACAGGAGAAGGAAGACUUCUUAUCAAAAUACUGCAACUCACCGUUUGUGCGGACUACAGGGUCGGAAGGUUCACUUCCGGUCGGUUUCACAUUGAGGCUCGUGCACGUGUUCACCCGUCAUGGUGACCGCACAUCAAUGCAUAAGCUACACGGCACUAAUACUCAAAACUACAGCUGCAGUUUUCCACAGUGGUAUAAAGAUAGCGACGAUGUGGCAAAAUAUUUCCCGUACAGUAUGACCAGAUUAGCCGGGAAGCACUCAGUUGAAGGCCAUUUCCGAAAUUGGGCUUUAUAUCCGGAUAAACCAGUCUGUUCCGACUCUGAGCUGACCAGUCGUGGAGCAUUGCAGCAUAUUAACUUGGGGAAGCAUCUGAACGAUCGAUAUAUCAAAAGACAUUCGCUUAUUGAUGCUAAUGAAACUUUUGAGGAAAAACUUAUACUGAAAAGCACAGGGUACUCACGCACCUACCAGAGUGCGACUGCGCUGAUAUACGGGUUAUUAUCUCAGUUUGAUUUGUCAAAAAUCCGAAUAGAGCAUUCCCGUAGCUUGCUUUUCUGCUCAGAAAGUCAACAUUCCAAUUUAAAAUGUAAAUGCCCAAGGGCUAGCGAUUAUAAAGAAAGAAUUAGUAGAAUUUCAUCGAAUAUCAGCUCGAACAGGAAACAAAAUACAGCUCUUAGGCGUAAAGUAGCCAGCGCACUCGGACUUGACCGCAGUGCCAUUCCGUGGCUGUCGGCGAUAUUCGACGCACUGACGCCCGCGUUCUGCCACGGACUCCGCGAGCCUUUUCACUGUGGUGGCGAUACAAGUAAUACAGAGUGCAUUGAUUAUUCGCUUAUUAACGCGCUUUUUAAGGAAGUGUCGCAACAAGAAAAGAUACGAAUACGUGACCCUGAAAACGAGAACGUGGAUCUCAAAUAUGCGUUAUUAAGUACAUACCCAGUUUUAUUGGAAGUUCUUCGGCGCGUUCAACUGAUCUCGAAAGAUCUUAUUUACGAUGGACCGAAAUUCGUUAUUUAUUCCGGACACGAUGUUACACUGACGCCAUUACUGGUUGCCCUAGGUAUCUAUGACAACAAAUGGCCGCCAUACGCAUCGCGAUUGGUUAUUGAAGCAGUGACACGUGACAGCGAUGGCGGCGUGUUUCUUAGAUUUGUGUAUAACGGCAAAGAUAAAACGGAUAGGGUGUCGUUUUGCAAAGACAUUGUAGCGAAGAGAUUGUGUCCACUGAAGGCAAUCGUUGAAUUUGUUAGUGCCGAUAUGCUCGGACAGUUUAACACAACGGGAUAUGAACAAGCAUGCAGAUAUUAAGAGGAAAAUAACUAUUUCUACUUUUUGAAUAUAACGCGCCCUGCAAGAUUUAUAUUAAUUCUGAUUGUUAUACCGGGUCGUUGUGGUAUGUAUUUAUCGUUAAUGUUUGAAUGACUAUUGCUGUUAUUUACGCCACGUUGUUUUAUGAAUUUUGAAAUACUUUUUGAAAUGAGAUAAGGACAAACAUACAGUGGUUCUUAUACAACUAUACAAAGUU